Peronospora matthiolae is the source of this 1923-nucleotide messenger RNA. NCBI's taxonomy places the organism in Eukaryota, Oomycota, Peronosporomycetes, Peronosporales, Peronosporaceae. The record is from the annotation of a GenBank genome assembly.
AUGGAAGACAAGUUUGAUGAAGGUCCGCGCAACUACAACGAUGAGUCAAGUGUCGUUGAGUUUGAUGAUCAUGAUGAGGACGAAGAAAAAGAAGAAGGUAAAACUGACGACGACAUGGACUCGAGCGACGAUGACAACGAAGACACCAGGUCUUCGAAGAGCAACAUCAAGAGACACACGCGCACUCAAUCACUUGAGAAAGCUACCGUCAUUCCAAGUCCCAAGCGAAGAACAUACAGAGGUCCGUCGCUUGAGCAUGUGUCAGCGGCUGCAAUGGAUUUUGAAGCAGCCUACAUCGUUGAUUCAGUGGGGGAAACGCCGACUACAUUCAAGUCGGCGAUGGAAUCAAGCGACUCCGGCAAGUGGAAAGAAGCGUGUGACUCGGAGUUCGACUCGCUUCAGAGAAACGACACGUGGGAAAUCGUGCCUCUUCCGAAAGGUCGCAAGGCCAUCGGGUGCCGAUGGGUUUUUCGUGUAAAGGAGAAUCAAGAUGGCGAAGUUGAACGUUUCAAGGCAAGACUUGUGGCCAAAGGAUUCUCACAGAAAUUCGGAGUUGACUAUGAAGAAACUUUCGCACCGGUGGCCAAGUUCACAUCGAUUCGUGUGGUGCUCAGUAUGACGGCUAAGUACGGCCUAAUGCUACAUCAGAUGGACGUCAAGACAGCGUUUCUUAACGGCUCCCUCAACGAAGACAUCUACAUGGACCAGCCGGACGGAUACCUGGAUGCAACACAGCCGGACUAUGUGUGCAAGCUAAAGAGAUCACUCUACGGCUUGAAGCAAUCGCCUCGCAUGUGGAACCAAACAAUCGAUGGGUUCAUGAUCAAGAUGGGAUUCAAGAAGUGCGAAUCGGACCACUGCAUCUACAUCAAGCGAGACGACCAAGACAUGAUUCUCGUGGUACUCUACGUCGAUGAUCUCAUCCUGGCCAGCAGCAACAACGAACUCCUCAAGUCAACCAAGAUGGCGCUGAGCAAACGCUUCGAAAUGACGGAUCUCGGUGAGCUCGAUUACUUUCUCGGCAUGGAGAUCAAGAACGACCGUAAGACGGGAAUGGUGACUGUACAACAAACCAAGUUCCUCAAGUCCGUGUUAACCAAGUUCGGAAUGGAUAACAGCAAGCCAGUGAAGACGCCUCAAGAUCCCGGCCUGAAGCUAACCAAGAACAUGUGUGAACAAGAAUGCAAGCACGAAGACACCAUGUGCAACGUGCCAUAUCGAAGUGCUGUCGGAGGCAUCAUGUAUCUCAUGGUCGCCACACGUCCGGAUCUAGCUGCUGCAGUGGGAUCAUUAUCCCAGUUCUCGUCCGACCCAUGCCCGACUCACUGGCAAGCUUUGAAGCGUGUGCUGAGAUACCUGCAAGCAACGCCCAAUCAUGGUCUUGAGUUUACACGUGAAGAAGGAAGCCGUAUCUGCGGGUACACCGACGCAGACUGGGCCGGCGACAUUGAGUCAAGACGAAGUACAAGCGGCUAUGUGUUCAUGAUGAGCGGAGGAUGCAUCAGCUGGAAAAGCCAGAAACAACGGACGGUCGCGCUAUCUUCAACAGAAGCAGAAUACAUGGCGCUUUCCGAAGCAACCAAAGAAGCAGUAUGGCUCAAAGUGCUUUUGGGGGAACUUGGUGAGAUGACAAGCGACGAAGCGAUCAAGAUGUAUGAAGACAACCAAGGAUCAAUCGCUCUCGCCAAGAACCCGGAGUUCCAUAAGAGAACAAAACACAUCGACAUACGCUACCAUUUUGUGCGUGAGAAAGUGGAAUCAGGUGAAGUCGUUUUGGAGUAUUGCCCGACUCAAGAUAUGCUGGCAGACAUGAUGACCAAGCCGAUCGCCGCUGUACAAUUUGAAAACAUUCGCGAUCGACUUGGGAUCCAGGUGCCGCAGCUAACGAGUCGAGAGGGAGUGUUGAAAAGACAGCGGCUGUAA